This is a messenger RNA of Malaya genurostris, 4880 nucleotides long. RefSeq lists its product as uncharacterized. The record is from RefSeq and is a predicted model, not a curated record. NCBI's taxonomy places the organism in Eukaryota, Metazoa, Arthropoda, Insecta, Diptera, Culicidae. Bases 685 to 4293 code for a protein of 1202 amino acids. Gene Ontology annotation, cellular component: cytoplasm; nucleoplasm. The transcript has 7 exons.
UUCGUCUGAGCGGAGGCCACCGCUUUUGUGAGGGUUUGGUUUUUUUGGCUUCCGAACUGCGACGUUCUUGCUAGCUAAAUGUCAAAAUGUUGGCUAUCAUCAGCUGCUGAAAAUUUUCUCCGAUGUUGUGUCGCCGUCGUUGUUAGUUAUGUAUUUAGCAAAUUCAAGCCGUCACCGACAGUAGUGCAUUUGUGAAAAUAUUGUAGUAAUUACUGUGUUGUUUUUGAUUUUCGGGGCGGUGUGAUUCAGUUCUAGUCUAGUUUGUAGGGCUUCAUGGUGGUGCGGAGAAGAAUAGCCUAUUGUUUUUGAUUUACCUGAUUAGUCAUGGAACGUGUAUAGUAAUGGUAGCGAAUUGUGGCUGUGUCUUUGUACGAGUACAAUAUCCGGUCAGAAUAUUAUGUUUAUCCAGUAAAGAAAACUAAUUGUUUGAAAAACAAUAAUAAACAUAUGGAACGAAGAAAAACUAGAAGCAGUCUUCUCGGGACUGCAAAAUUUGUAUCGAUGUGGAUGAUAAAUUUAAUACGAUAACAAUUUUAAGUGGUGCCAAAAGUGACAGCCGCGCGACAAUCAAUUCGGUGAUAACCAUUCCGAAAGUUCCGAUCCUAACAUGUUGGCCAAUUUAUCAUCCUAGAAAAACUUUCGAACAUAGGGUAAUUGGAACUGCAUUCGACAGACAAUAACACAAUGGCUGAGGAUUCGGGAAACUGGAGAAUUUCCGACGAGGAAGGUGCGAACGCUGCUGGUGGAAAUGGACAGGAUUCUACGGGACACAUUUUCCAACCGGACAGUUUACGAGAUAUUCUAGAUACAGCAAUUCAAUCGAAUGUCGAUUCCGCUGAUAUUCCAGAGCUGGAUCAAGAGCCAUUGUUCGCCACGCUCUAUGAUCACAUUCGUCCAGUUCCUCACGUGCGUCCAGUUCCAUGGGCCCCUCUUCGACGGGGUCGCAAUACGAACAUCUACGAGUCGCUACCCUAUUUUCCACCAUCGGUGCAAAUGGACACUACACGUACCAACUAUGGUCUAUUUGGGCCCACCUCGUUUGGGUACUUCCCUUCGCAUCAUCAUCAGCAUCAGCAUCAUCACCAUAACCAUCACCAUCAUCAUCCUCCUCCUCCUCCUCUUCCUCCACCGACGCAUAUGCCAUCCACAAAUCGCUACUCGCCAUCCUAUCAGCACGCAUCCUCUGGUGCGCGAUCUUCCGGUUCAUCGUUUCCUGUCCGUCAACACGCGGACACAGAUUUUGGACCAAGAUUAACCAAUGGCAAUAACUCGGCCAUUCGAUCACGUUCAUACUCACGCACACCGCGAACGGGAGAUGAUACCGGUUCACAAUGGAACAAUCAUAACUUCCAUCAUUACUCCCACGAGAGUGGUAGGGGCGAACGAGAUGGACGCGGCGGAUACACUCGCAAGCGUCAUCACAAUUGUGACAUGUGCAGUCGUCCGAAAAAGCCCGCUCAAGCAGAAGGACUUCAUUCGUCUUCGCCAGUGUCUGGACACUGCAAUAACCGACAGAUCAAAAGAGAGCCUCCGCCACCUAGUCGGCCACCGCGAGGGCCCAUGAAAGUCGAGUCUGUUGAUCCGUUGAUUGGUCAAACCAGUCGAACUCAGGAGAUUUCAUCGGAAAUGAUCAAAAAAGAGGAGAAACCAUCACUGCCUGUGAAACAAGAAACCAAUGAAGUCAUAGAUACAAAGCCUACUGUGUCGAAGGUGAAGAGCGAAGGACCGUGCUCGUGUGACUUUUGUUUCCCGAGUUUGGGUGAAGAUCGGAAACCUACGAAAAAUUGCUGCUCAAAUUGUCAAAACCAACAAGCGGUCAUUAAAGAGGAAACACCUACCAAUGGUUCAACCGAAGAAGUCACUGUAAAGACAGAAUCUGUGCAGGUUAAGGAGGAACAACAAUCUGCAAGUGAACAAACAUCCGCUCCGAAUGCUGCUCCUUCUGAAGAGCCGAUGCCUGGGCCGAGUGGGUUAAAUCGUCACUGGCGAGACCUGCAAAAUAUUGCCAACGAGAAAGGUUUUACAAAACAGGAAAAUCGUCAACUCCGACGUAUUUAUCGUUACGUCUGCGCUGACGAUUACGAUAGCGAAGAUAGCACCGAUAAUGAUACAGAUGAUGAUCCCGAAAUGAUGCUUGGUCAAAACAAUUCAGUCAGUAAUGUCGACGUCGAAUGCGAUAUCAGUGGUUUGGCAAACGUCGAAGUAGAUGCGGUUAACACGACCGACAUAAUACGAGAAACCGAUGGGGACAAUUUUCAGUCUUUCAUCAAUGAGUCUCCAACUCAAAAUGAUUUCAUGGUGAAUACCAGUUCCAGUAGCGUGGAGGAGGUUGUAAACUGCAAUAAGGAAGCUGCGACGUCAUCGAAAACGACAACAGAACAAACGGAUCGUUCAAACGAAAAGCAUCAAAUUCAACAGAAUUCGAAUGAACAACUGCGCCAAAGUGAUGUGCUCUCAGCACCAGAUCUUCAGCUGGACUGGGUUACGGACACCAGCAGCAUCAGCGACGAAAGUGAUGUUGUUCUGAUCGAUCAACAACCGGAGGAAGGACGGGAACCGAUCGAUCUAACCAAUUCGGAUGAGGAAGCCGAUAGAAACCGCAGAAGCCGUAGUAGAGGUUCGGAACAGUCUUACGAGCGACGCACCUUUGGACAUAUGACUAUGCCUCAAUGUCCGGCAGGGGGAAGCAAUCGCGGUGUGCAAUUAGGGCUACGUAGCUCGCUGGAUGGAAGGCCCAUGCACCGGAUGGCAGAGUCUGGACCAUCACCGGCACAUCAUCACCAUCAGCUUCCGCCAAUGCGUCCCCAAAGACACUUCCGGUCGUAUCCACAGUGGAGCUGUGAUAGCCCUAGUAAUUCUCCCGGAGCUGCCCGGCGGAUGAACAGUUGGAACUCGGGUGGCAGAACGUCCCGUCAAGAUCCCAGUAUGAUGCGUCCAACUCCUCUGCUGUCAACGACAUACCCAAUUAUGUGUCCGGCAGCUGAAAUGCACCGACCUCAGGAAUCCAGUCCGCCGAUGUCGGGAGCUGGAAACAGCGGAAAUAAUAGCAACAUGGGAGCUGUUAUCGAUGAUACCAGCAGUGGCAGUUUUAGUAGGCUUAACCAGUUUAUGCCUUGGCUAGGUCCACAAGGAGCAGCGCCAAAUCAAAUGAACAAUAAUUCCCCCGGAAGCACCAACAGGCACGGUUUUCAUAGCUGUGGGAAUAAUCCUGAUGCUGGCAACGGAGGCAACGAUGAGCACUUCAUGGGUUCUCACGGUAUGGCUGAAGCUCCAAUAGACUACUCAAACAGGUUGGGGCACAACCCUAGCAAUUAUGAUAACUCCGGUAGCCGAAACAUGCGUUUUAAUAACGACAAUAAUCAAAGUGAUUAUGAAUCGGGAAGGCAAGCGCCGGCUCCUAAUGGCAACGGACAAAAUGAACCGCGUGGUUAUCGGAAUUAUGGAUAUUCCAACCGAAGCCGCUAUUUGCAUUCGAGUGGUGUUCGUCCACCGUACGCGGUCCAUGAAAAUCUCUGGCAUCGCCAGCAUAACAUGCAAGAGAUACACCGUCGGACGAUGAUGCUACGUGACGUAAUGAACGAUUAUGAUGAUCGCGUUUCCCAAAUCCGUACAAGCCUGCGGACGAGGAACAAUCUAAUUAACUCUUCCUAUAACACUGCGUCUGGUGCGAGUCAGGGUCAUUCCAGCGGUGCAGGCCCCGGUGUUUCCGGAUCUCGGGGAGAGCUUUUCGAUGACGGUAGUUCAUAUUGGUCGGAUAGAAACUAUAAUCAGCAUUCGUCUGGUCACAACUAUCAACAGGAUCUUCGUGUCUUCAAUCAUAGACCGAGACGGGUAUCCUAUCAUACAACCGUGUACCCACCUCUACGGCGAAACGAUCACCAGCACGUACAUCAUCAUAUGUAUCACCACAUCCAACCGCAAGCGAUACUGAGCAAUGCACCACAGGUGCAUUUCAGUAUAGGGCUGCGGCCCAGUCUGUUAUCCAGCUUACACCGGUUUGUUCGCGUGAUUGAAGAUACUUGUUCGAAUCGUGGAGCCACUCAGGAAAUGAUUGAACACAAUACUUUUCCGCACAAAUACAAACGAUUGCGUCGGGCCAGUGAAACCGAUGAGGAUAGCGAAAAGUGUACAAUCUGUCUGUCCCAGUUUGAAGUUGAUAAUGACGUGAGGCGUCUACCCUGUAUGCAUUUAUUCCACAAGGACUGCGUGGAUCAGUGGCUGGUGACAAACAAGCACUGCCCCAUCUGUCGAGUCGACAUCGAGAUCCACCUUACCAAAGACUACAACAUAUGACAGCCGGAAGAGGACGAGGAUCACCCUCCGGGCAGUGCGCACAUCGAGGUGGUCGGUAUUGACGUUGAUCGUCGCCGUCACCAGCAUGGACACUAUACUCACCAUCCAUCGAUCGGGCGCCACCCCGGCCGUGGUGGUAAUGAUUAUCAGCGGCUUUCCGGGAGCGAUUUGCUGUUCUAUUUCUUCCGCUGAAUCGGAUUUUGUUAUUGUUAGGGUAGAAGAAAAAUAGCUAGUUUUGGAGUGCAUGUUCAUCGCCGCUUUGGCACAAGGAGUCAACCACAGGCACAUUGAACGAUAAUUUGUGCAUACUGUAAGAAUUCGUUUCAUGGUGAUAAAUUUUGUUUUGAAUCUCUCUGUAUUUUGCUCGUAACUUUAUAUAAAAAUUUUCAUAUUUUUUCUCAAUACUGAAAUUGGAAGAUUCCCUUCAUGUCGAAUUUCUUAUUUUCGUUUUUUUUGUGAGAGCAAUAAGUGAAUGCUAGAUUUAUACAAUGAAAGAGACAGUAUAGGGUGUUGCUGUUCAAAAAAUGUUAUAAUUAUCUAUGAUAUAUGUAAUAAUAUGAAUAAAUAUUUCUUUUUCUGUUAUAUAA